AUGCGUGCUGAUUCAAAUUCUGGUAAAGAUAAAGAAAAAAUCUUCCCAUCAUAUACAGAACUUCGUAUAUAUCCAUCAUUUUCUGAAGUUCGUGAAAGAUUCAAUGCACCACAGAAUUUUAAAAUGUAUUUUCCACGUGAAGUAUAUGAUCAAAUCGUCAAAGGAAGUCUUAGUGUUGAAGGAAUUGAUGUAAUUAGUCAAAACAGUGUCACAAAAGCAAAUAAUUUAGAAAAUCAAACUGUUUUUAUUCAUCGUGCACGUGAAUCACCAAUUGAAUGUCAAGUUAUUCGUUCAAAUGAUUUAUUAUUAAAAGAUAUUAAAACAGGUCGAUAUAUUCGUGCACAAAAUCAUGAACUUGAAUAUGUUAAUAUUCCUGAAGAAGAAGGAACUGAAGUUACUUUUGCUUUAAAACAACCCGGAGAUGCAACACUUUCAUAUCUUAUUAAUGGAAUUCAAUGGUCACCACGAUAUAAUUUAAAUGUUGAAACAGAUAAUCAUUCAUUUGAGGCAUGGGCCGAUAUGACAAAUAAUACAAAACGUGAUUAUCAAAUAAAACGUACUGAAUUAUUUGGUGGUGAUGUUCAUUUACAACAAACUGUUCAUCCUCGAAGUUCUCGUCAUGAACGUUGUUGUAUGAAAGCAUGUUGUUGUGAUUCAGCAGCUUUUGGAGGAGCUCCAACAAUUGAAUCUGAAGGAGAAUUAGCUGGAAUUUAUUGGUAUUCAAUUGAUCAACCAUUUAUUCUUAUUCAACAAUCAACAUUUUCACUUCCAUUUGUUAAACCAAAUAUUAAAUUAGAAAAAUAUGCUGGAUUAAAAAAUUAUUUUCAAGAACAAACACAAAAAGGAAAAUUUCAAAGAAAAUAUCGUAUUGAAUCUGAUCGAUUUUUACCUAAAGGUACAGUUACAGUUCGAGAAGAUGGAAGAGUUGUUGGACAAGCACAAUUACCGGAUAUAUCACAAGGUGAAAAACAAGAUUUAGAUUGUGGUAAUGAUCCAGAUGUUAGUUAUACACGUCAAGUUAAAAUUUUAUCACAAAAAAGAGAAUCAGCAUCAUAUGAUAUUAAAUUAAUAAUUAAAAAUGUUAAAAUAAAAAAUAUUAAAUAUGAAUAUAAAGAAAUAAUAUCAUCAGCAAAAUUUACAAUUACACCAAAAAAUAAUAAUGAAGAAUUAGAUAAUAAAAUACAAAUAAUUGGUGAAGGUAUUGAAAUAAUUGGUGAAGAAUUAGAACCAAAUGAAGAACAAAUUUUUCAAUUUGAAGUUUUAUUAGAAUAUCGAAAUGUUCAACCACAUCCAUAUUAA
This is a messenger RNA of Rotaria sordida, 1299 nucleotides long. The record is from the annotation of a GenBank genome assembly. NCBI's taxonomy places the organism in Eukaryota, Metazoa, Rotifera, Eurotatoria, Philodinida, Philodinidae.